AUGAUGAUCCAGGUCAACUUUGUAGUGUGCCAACUGUUUGCCUUGCUUGCAGCUAUUUGGUUUCGAACAUACCUUCAUUCAAGCAAAACUAGCCCAUUUAUAAGACAUGUUGUUGCAACCCUCUUGGGCCUUUAUCUUGCACUUUUUUGUUUUGGAUGGUAUGCCUUACAUUUUGUUAUACAAAGUGGAAUUUCCUACUAUAUCAUGAUCAUAAUAGGAGUGGAAAAUAUGCACAAGUAUUGUUUUGUUUUUGCUUUGGGAUACCUCACUGUGUGCCAAAUUACUAGAGUCUAUAUCUUUGAUUAUGGACAGUAUUCUGCUGAUUUUUCUGGUCCAAUGAUGAUAAUUACUCAGAAGAUCACUAGUUUGGCAUUUGAGAUUCAUGACGGAAUGUUUCGAAAAAAUGAAGAUUUAACUCCAUCACAGAGGUGCUUGGCUGUAAGACGCAUGCCAAGUCUACUGGAGUAUUUAAGUUACAACUGUAAUUUCAUGGGUAUCCUGGCAGGCCCGUUAUGCUCUUACAAAGACUAUAUUACUUUCAUUGAAGGCAGAUCAUACCAACUGCAACAGUCUGAAGCAAAUGGGAAGGAAGAUACAAAAUACGAACAAACGGAUCCUUCUCCAAAUAUAGCCGUGGCACAGAAACUUUUAAUCUGUGGACUGUCCUUACUCUUCCACAUGACUAUUACAAAAACUUUGCCUGUGGAAUACAACAUUGAUGAUAACUUCAGAGCUACAGCAUCGUGGCCUGUAAGGUUUUUCUACCUAUACGUGUCCCUUAUGGCUGCCAGACCCAAGUAUUAUUUUGCAUGGACUUUAGCAGAUGCAAUUAAUAAUGCAGCAGGGUUUGGUUUUAGAGGAUAUGAUAAAAAUGGAGUUACACAUUGGGAUCUAAUAUCAAAUCUGAGAAUCCAGCAAAUAGAGUUUUCCACAAGCUUCAAGAUGUUUCUUGAUAACUGGAAUAUCCAAACAGCUCUUUGGCUUAAAAGAGUGUGCUAUGAGCGAGCCACCUUCAGCCCAACGAUCCAAACCUUCAUCCUUUCUGCCAUCUGGCAUGGGGUUUACCCAGGAUAUUAUUUAACAUUUUUAACAGGAGUACUAAUGACACUAGCAGCACGAGCUAUAAGAAACAACAUCAGACACUAUUUUGUUGAAUCUCCUGCUGUUAAACUAUGUUAUGAUAUUAUAACAUGGAUGGCAACUCAACUAGCAAUAAGUUACACAGUUGUGCCAUUUGUACUGCUCUCUGUAAAACCCUCUUUCACCUUUUACAGCUCCUGCUAUUUCUGUCUUCAUAUUGCCAGCAUCCUGGUGUUGUUGAUACUUCCACUGAAAAGAACUCAAAAAGGAAGUAAAAAGCAUGAAAGUGUCCAGCCUGUGUGGUCCAAAAAACUAGAAGAAGAAAAUCUUUUGCAAAAGAACAGUUAUUCCACAACAAAUAAUAGUUUCAGUCAGAAACAAGAAAUUACCUGCAGAUAUCAAGCAUUGAAACAGUGAUUGAGGAAAUACUAUGAUGAAUAUAUUUUGUAUGUUUUCAGAAACCCAUUUUUAGCACCUUUUAAAGGGGUUUGUAUUUGUUUGCAAAGAUGUUUAGUAAGACAAGAAUGCAUUACCUAGGAAAAUCACAUACAAUAGCAAGACUGGAAACAGAACAAAUUAACCCCUCCCAUGCCAUGUCCCUGUGGGUCACGCCUUAUAUAUGAAGAUAUUACCAUUAUUUCAAUGGGCACUCAGGACUUGCAACGUAUGUCCAUAGGGUCAUAUGUGUGCCCUUUGCUGAAUGUACGUUGUGUAUCCCAAGGCACUGAUGGGGUGGAAUAAAAUUGUGUCAAUCUAGGAUUAACAAAUGGAAAUUAAUUUUUCCAAUUGAAUGACUUGCCUUAAACCCUCUAUUUACUGAAAUAUUGUUUCUAAGUGGGUAUUUUCAAGUUUGAUUUUACAUGGAAAGCAUAUUUCAAAUAUGUAAUACUAUAUGCUAUAAAGAAGAUAAAAAUAGGAAAUGCAAAGUCAUUAGAAGGCUUUUCAAUCUUUAAAAGGGAAUUGCAAUAAGCAUCUCAGUAUUUGGAGGGUUUUCUUAAAGUAUCUCAAACUAUUACAGUACAUUACACAACUGUAAACAUUACUGAUGCCAAAUUUAGAGUUAGGUUUCUUUGAUAAAGAGUAUAAUUACACAUAGCCCUUGUGAAUGGAUUAAAAAUAAAAUAAAACAACUGAAGGUUUGCCUUUUCCAGGGCUUGAUAGCUCUAAUCUAGGUUUCUUUUACUUUUAAGUACCUAAAACCAAUAAAACACUGCCAAGUGGGCUUUGCAGCUAGAGAAGGAAAGGCAGCCAUAGGACACAGAAGACAACGUGCAAGCACCAGGAUUUUAAUGAAAGUGCGUUUUUUACCCUUAAAUACCAGAAAUACUUGUUCUAGAAUACAACUGUUUUACAAAAAAGGAUUUGUAAUACAAAGAUAUUUUGAAUUUCCAGGCAUACAGUAGUUAGUUGAUGAUGCUUUCAGUAUACAAAAGCAAAAUUACCUUGAGCUCUAGUGCAUAGGUAGUCAAUCAUGAAAUUACUAUCAUAACCACUUUCUGUAUGCUUGAUAAUUGAUGGCCCUUUAUCCAAAGAAGCAUAUGAAUUUGAGGAAAAGCUUUGUCUUCAAAUUAGAAUUUUAGAUGCAAAGUUCACAUCAUAUUUGUGGGUACCAUAAUGAAAGAAAUAAAUCCUUCAGAAUAUCUGGUUUACUGAAUUAUGGAAGUGUGUCAGGGGAAUAAUGAAGUGGUUAUAUCUAUUCCAGACCAUUUAUUGUGAUGAUGGUCCCUGCUAGAGUUCUGGUGUUAAAGGGCUACAUUUUAAUUGCUUAUAUUAUGUAUUUUCAUCUAAUUUUUUUAAGUAAACACAAACUGUUUAUCCACAUGGGUUUUUUUAGCUUUAAAACUGACACAAAAUACUACCAGAGAAAAAUAAUGCAGCUUGUUGAUUAUUAACCUACAAAUGAAUGAGAAAAAUAUUGUCAUAAUAUUUUGAACCUUAAAUUUUUCAUCGAAUAUCUAACACUAGUUGGGUGAAUAUUCUUAGUACCAGAUGGCACUCAGCUUUGGGCAUACUACCAUGCAAAAAUAGUCACAGCACAUCUGGCUUACUCUCUAAAGGACCACAUCCCAAGUCAGGUCAGAAUUGUUUCCUUGCUAUGGUAGUUCUGUGUCUGGUCUUUGGCUCCUUGCCUAAAACUCCAGGAGGAUAACAUACCUCUUCCAUAUAUGUAGGUUAGCAUUACGCAGUUAGAAAGGGGGAACUAAAUAUGAAAUGAGUGGAUGACUCUCAUUUGGAGCUUAAAGAUAUGCUGUAGGUGGGAACUGUGCUAGGAAAACGGUUGGACUAGAUGAUCUCCAGGGUCAUUUCCAACCUAGAUGAUUCUGUGAUUCUGUGACUGUUCAGAAGAGCAAGGAUGUUUGUUUUGGUGACAGCUGUAUUAUCGUUAAAAUAAAAUAAUCUAGCUUCUAAAUCCUUACUCUGGUUACCCAAGUAGACCCCCCCUUACAUGGGGUCGUGGUUGUCAUAUGCCUGUUAGAAAUGGCAUUAUGGUUCUUUCUGUUGUUUAUGAGUAAGGGCACACUGGUUUCUUUGUUUGAUUACCCUUAUUAGAUAACACAAUCAGGAAAGAUGUUUUUCCACCUUCUGUUCUUGAAGGGACAUUUACACAAAAUAACAAAUUAACAUUGCACAUUUCUGGGUGGGUGAGUAGAAUUAGGGUUGAUUCUUUCAGCAUUUGUUGUGUUGAACUUAAAUUAAUCUUGUUGGUGCAGUCUAUGAAUCUGCCCAAAGCAGCACUUUUGGAUGCCAGUACAACAUGUAACGUGCCAUCUUCUCCAUUAAUGUUCUGGUACUCUUGUUUUCUUGUUUUGGCAUGUGUGCCCAUAUGUGCAAUGCAAGCUUACUAGUUCUUCAUCAUGUAAACACUCCCAGAAAAUAAGCAGGUUUAGGAUAGUGAAGACUGGUACUGCGGUGUGAGUGAAUUCACAGGUACAGUUUUGUGCAGACCUUUUGUAUAUGGGGAAGUUAAAACAGCUAAAGAAAAUAUGUACGUGCUUUACUUGAGCACAAGUGGCAAGGUAUGAGCCAUUGGAUGUGACUGGUGUCUGUGUGCAAUGUAAUGACUUUUUUCUUCAUGGUUUGAAACCCUUAAAUAAUUGCAACACAAGAAAAAUAUGACGACUUACUAGUUCUGCACAAAAUUUAUCUUUAAGUGUAGUGUCCUAGAAUUUACCCUUUACAUGUCAUUGCUAAAUAUAAAAGUACUUUGAACCAAAAUCUGCUCUUCAUGUAAAUGAAUCCUCUUGGGGACUGUGGAAAGAGGUUUUUUGUUUUAAUGGCAGCACACUGAUUUUAGUCAAACUGGGGUUUUGUCAUUGUUGUUUUCCCUCUGCUUUACUAGUUUUCUGCCUUGCUAUCACACUGCAUUCUUUUUAUCCAUUUGGUCAGAAAGUCAAGAGUGGCCAGCCCUGAUGCUUUAGAUAAUUUUUAGGUUUUACAUCCCAUCACUUUAUAAUACUGAAUUUGAAAGGAUGGCAGUGAUUUACUAUUGUCCUUGCUGAGAAAAACAGUAGAAAGUAAAUUUCCUAGAAAUCUUUGGGAAUGAAGGAAACAUACUUUUAAGUAUUCUUUCACUUUUUAACUUUUUGGAUAUACAUUAGUUAUGUGUUUUCUGUAUUGCAGAUCAGCACACUAAAAAAAGUAAAUACAACAUAUCAUUCACAAUUUUAUGGUGCUUUGCAGAUACUUGCCUGUUGUGAACAAUUCAUUCAAGCACUUAAUGAGUUAAUGUUAGUAAAUGUAGUCACCCUGACAGUAACUAUUUGCUUGCUUAACCUUUUUAACCUUUAUGAUUCUGUAUUAAUGAAAGAGAUAUAUAUUAUAUAUUUAAAUAAUACUUUCAGUGGUGCCUACUACUGUUGUAAUCGGGAAGGCUUCGUUAGCUUUACAGUUACAGAUAUGCCCUUCUUAUUCAGGAAACUUAUUUUUCCAUGGCCAUUCCUUAAGUUGACAUGUAGACAAGAUUUCAGUAAUAGGUGACAUAUUUAAAAAUAUAUUACCAUGUAAAAAUAUUGGUAUGCAUUUCAGUGUGCUCUUGAUAACAAAUGAUACUUUAGUGAGAAGACUUUACGAAGAGGUCUUUGUGUAUUCCCUGCUGUACACUGACUUGUGGUGUGAGUUUUCCCAGUAUAGUAUAUUAUUUAUUAGAAAAAUUUUACACUUAAAUAACUUGUUCUGUUUCCCUUGUGGGAAUAAGUAACAUGAAUAUAAAUGCUAUGCUUUUAUGAUAGGAUGUAUACUAGGUAGUUGUGCCUCUCUUGAUGGCAUUGAUUUGGUUAGUGGGAAAGAGUUCUCUGAUACAAAGGAGACCUUUAUGAGAGCCUCACCUCCUGUCAAAUUAAUAUCAAAAGUAAUUUUAACAGAGUCUGGAUUUUUUUUCUCAGAAGCUUUGCAAGCAUAUUGUUGACGAUUUGUUUAAAUACAUGGUGAAAUAUGUCCUCACAUUUGCCUGCAAAUGUGUCACUUGCUUACAUGUAAACUUUCACAUGCUCAACUUUGUAAGUUGGCCCUGAAUGAUAAAGAAAUUUAAAAGCACAAGUUACAGUAAUUUAGGCUUUUGCUUCCCUUAACCUUAAGUCUUUCACUUUGUAAUUCUCAUCGAAUUCUGAAAUAAGGUUUGAGAAUUGUUCGCUUUCAAUGAAAAUUUGGAAAUAUUGCCAUUUAUGUUGAAAAGUGAUCAGUGUUAGAAAAACAAAUGGAAAUAAAUUCAAAUAUUUUAAUAUGAUGCAGACUCUAUGUAUAAAAAAAAUUAUACAUUGGUUCUAUGCUGAUUCAUCAUAGCAUUUCACUACAUGAUUACCCUUUAUGUAUUAAUUUAGGUCUAGUAAUACUCUGAACAGCAUUUGGGAGUAUUUUUAAAUUUCCUGUUUAAAAAAAUCAAUGGGUUAUAAGUACUUAAGUAUUUAAAUGUUAUGCUGAAUAAGUAUCGAAGCAGAUACUCUAGUGAAUUGAGCCUGCUCUCAUUAUAUUACCAGAUCUGUCUGGAGCUAAGCUAGUUUGCGCUGUCAGUCUUCUUCAUAGUCAUGGUGGAAAAGCUGGCUGUGAAUAAGUCUGGUAAGAACAUGUCCCAUCAGUGGCCAGGAGGGUUUGCCACAGAGUUCCUGAGGGGAGCUAACGCUACCUGCAAAGCAUGACAGAAGAGCUUGUGACCCAGGAUGCAGUGGCUCUAUGCUACAUCUACCUGGAUUUUUUUAUGUGUUUGCUGUCUUAACCUAGACAUUUUACAAACACCAUAAAGUCUAGGCAUCCACAAAGUCACCCUGCAAGGUUACAGCUGCAAGUAUUGCAACAGUUGCUUAUUAUGGUCAGAACUAAAUGGAAAAAAAAAUUCUUAAAAACUUGGUUUGAGAUGAGCUUUUUAUGUUUUUUACAAAACCUAACUAUCAACUGUAUUAAUUUUCAUCCCAUUAAAUAUUUAGAACAUAAUUUUGCUAGACAAAUGUGCAAAAGCAAAUUCUGCCACUUCAUCUUCUGUGCAUUACCUGUGUGUCCAGUGACCUGCGCCUGGUUUUGGUUUUAUGCAUUUUUAGUUUUUCUUAAUUCAUGUGUGUAUCCGUUGUGAAAAAUUUAUGAGUUGACAGGCUGUAGUUACAUAUAGUGUGCAUAAAUAUACUUAAAAUAGGCCAUAUCAAUAUUUACGUGAGACUAGUGUUGAGCCCUCCAGUUGUACACCACAUCUGCUGUGAAGGCUGCUGGGCUGUGUUCUCAGAGUACUAAGCUUUCUGCUUCCUAAAGAGAAAAUAGAAUCUGUUGGUCACACUUUACAUGGAAAGUGAAGGGCUUCUUUCACUCUGUUGCAAAACCAACCCUUACAGGAUAUUCUGCUGCAGGCUAUGAAUACAGAAUUUGAUUUCAGAUGUAUGACUGUGAUCUGAGUUAGGGUCACUUUCAGAGGAAACUUUUUACAUUAAUAAUGACUCAGUCCAGCACCUUAUUCCAAACGAACCUCUUGGCAAAAGUGACCUCUGCACAAUCUUCUUCCUCUUCUUCCUUCCUUUUGUUCUCUGAGGGAGAAAUACCCCAAGCUGGAUUUUCGUUUCGCUACACUAUGUCAUAUGAACAGAUAGCUGUGGUCCCUGCUCUAGUUGGAUUAGGCUUCCAAACUGUGACGAUGUAAUCUGCAACAAAAACCAGAGAAACAGGGUGCCUAGAGACCGGUAAUCAGAAUAGUGCAACACUACAUAUUAAAGGUGCAACAAUCUUUUGUCACAAUAAAUUAAGGAGUAUUUGCCUAUGCAUACUUUGCCUUUCUAUGUGUUUAUCAGUUCUCUUUACAUCUUUUCUUUGUAACUUCUUUUGUCCAGUGAUGUUGACUAUUUCUAUGAAGAAUAUUCUGAUGUGUCUUACUGUGACAAAGGUGUCAAAACAAUACAAUAGUAAUUAGGUAGUUACUCUUAAAUCCCAGACCUCAGAUGUGUUCUAGAUCACUUAGAGGAGAACAUUCAAAAUGUAUUGAAUGAAAAAUAAUGUAAGAUGGGUAAAUAUAGCAUUAUUCAAAGAUGUUGUAAUAAGUUAUUCAAUUUAAGAAUUUAAAAUAUGGAACUUUGUUCUUUCCUGCCUUGGUUACACAUUCAAGGGAAUAGUUUUACCUCAAUGCAGAAGUAGUUAUGCCUCCAACUACCCAUAUGUUAUGGUGAGAAAACACCCCUAAAAGUGGAUAGCUACAGUAUUCCUAAAUUUGCCUUUCCUGGUUCAGAUUAUAAUGCAUUGUCGGUGAAUUUCAUUUUUAUUAUUCUAAAAUAUAUAUUUUUUAAAAAGUGUUAUUUUUCAACAGAUCCAUAAACUAAGUGUUGGUGUAUGGUAAAAUUAAAAUACCACUGUUAGUUACACUGUGAUUGUGAUAUUUUAAUAAUUACUUAUUUCUAAUUUGUCUCAGCAGUGCUGCAGAAGCAGCAUGCUGUUAUGUUUUAAAGGUGUUUUUAACUUGCCUAUAAAUGUUUUUUUCUAAUUUGUGUCUUUAAAUCUGAUUAAACUGUAGUU
Athene cunicularia (burrowing owl) is the source of this 8058-nucleotide messenger RNA. RefSeq names its product membrane bound O-acyltransferase domain containing 2 (gene MBOAT2). The coding region runs from base 1 to 1497 and encodes 498 amino acids. Gene Ontology annotation, molecular function: acyltransferase activity. Gene Ontology annotation, cellular component: membrane. The record is from RefSeq and is a predicted model, not a curated record. NCBI's taxonomy places the organism in Eukaryota, Metazoa, Chordata, Aves, Strigiformes, Strigidae. Gene Ontology annotation, biological process: lipid modification. The transcript has 13 exons.